Messenger RNA from Suillus clintonianus, 1419 nucleotides. Its product is annotated as FAD dependent oxidoreductase. The record is from RefSeq and is a predicted model, not a curated record. Bases 1 to 1419 code for a protein of 472 amino acids. Gene Ontology annotation, molecular function: oxidoreductase activity. Gene Ontology annotation, cellular component: cytoplasm. The transcript has 9 exons. Lineage: Eukaryota; Fungi; Basidiomycota; Agaricomycetes; Boletales; Suillaceae.
AUGUCCACCCCAUCUUUGAAAGACAUGGUGGACGCUGCUCGACCAGCAGGACUUCCUUCUGCGAAUCCGACGCGGUCUUUCUGGACUCAUUCUUCUCCGGAUGCCAAUCCGCUUGCAUCGCAGGGUAGCGAGGGUCUACUUACAGCUGACGCGGACGUCUGUAUCAUUGGGUCAGGUAUCACAGGUGUAGGGGUUGCAUACCAUCUAGCUCAGGCUGCCCAUGAAAUCGCCCACGCGUCCGCACGCGAUGGGCCUCUAAAGGUUGUCAUCCUCGAGGCGCGAGACUUCUUAUGCCAGGUUCAGGAGCUACCGAAACGGGGGACAUCUUCGUGCUGCUACCUAUACUGGUAUGCCGCUCGUGAAGCUGCUUUCGGCCGAGCUGAGGCGAUGCGUGCCUACGAGGUCGAAGCAUACACUACUCGUUCUAUUGUCUCAACCAUUCAGGAAUUUGGAUGGGCUGAUGACGUUGAUCUGGUGAACGGUGGGCACAUGCGGGUUUAUUUCACAGAGGAGGCCGCUUGUGAUGCAAAGAAAGACCUCGAAUGCGCAACAUCAUCAUCCUUAGAUAUGGAAGCCACACAAUGGGUAGAAAAGGAAGAGAUGCAAACUGAGUUCGGACCGCCAUACCCAGGAGUGUAUUCAUCUGCAUACAAUAUUUGGCCGCUGAACACUUCUCGCUCACUUUGCACACUCGGCACUCCUGCAACUGCCAUCGAACAGGUUGCACUUCCAUCAGAUGUUCAGUCUCUGAUACGCCCUUACAUCGUAUCGACUCCUCGAGGGACCAUUUCAUGCUCGAGGGUAAUUCACGCUACUAAUGGCUACGCUUCACAUCUGCUCCCAUUUCUCGCUGGUCGCAUCGUUCCUACUAGAGGCCAAGUAAUGGCCACUCGAGCUGCAGUCAGCAUGGAUCAGAUAAAGACCUAUGCGUGGGGAGACGAUGGAGGCUCUGAGUAUUGGUUUCCCAGACCUGUACCGAAAGGCUCAGAUGAGAAACCAUUGGUCAUCCUUGGAGGAGCGCGACGUCUCGCUAUUGCACCGUUUGAAUUAAAUGUGCAAGAUGACUCCGUUGUCUGCGAUGUAAUUGGCAAAUCCCUUCGUAAUUUCCUUCCCUCGGUGUUUCCAGGUAAGUUCGACUCCGGGAGGGAGCCCGAGAUGGAAUGGACAGGAAUUAUGGGAUUCACCGAUGCCGGCGAUCCGUUGGUGGGACCUGUAAUCGGCCCCGAUGGAAACGUGGAUACCUUCAAAGGCCAGUUCAUUGCGGCCGGCUAUUGUGGGCAUGGUAUGCCCCGAGCCUUCGGCUGCGCUGAGAUAAUUUCACAAAUGAUCGCCGCUGAGCUAUCUGGUAAGGAGUGGACUAGGCCCGAGUGGAUGCCCGAGAGAUUCUUGACUUGGAACCGAAUUGAUGAUUUGAAGUAA